AUCCUUCAGUUUUUUUCUUCCUCCAAGUUCAUAUCGAAACUGCUCCCAUCUUCUUCUUCUUCAGUCCACCACCAUUAGUCCAUCAUCUCCACCACUAUCAUCUCCAUCACCAUCACCAUCCACAAUUGGUAUUGAGGAACAGAGUGAACUAAUUUGUUCAAUUUCAGUGUUGUUGAACUAAUUUGUUGACCAAACAUCGAAACUGAAGAAGAAAUCGACGGAAUUUCACGAUUAAACUCUAACUUCCAAAGCCAUCACAAUUUUCCUAAGUUAGAACAAGGAACUCAGUCAAAAAUAGACGAUAUGUGGAUCAGAAUUUGAGCAGGGAAGAAGAGGAGUUGUUACUGCUAUGGAUUUCAGUGGGUUAGGUGAGAUUCUCGAAAUGAAUUAGAAGACAUGGGUUCUCGUCAGAUUUGAUUUGCAGCAACGAGAUGAAGAAACCAAGACGAAUUCCGGAUGGUGGAAGUUAGGGUAUGGUUGAUGGCCGGGAAUUCAAUUGAAGUAAAAGGAGAUGCUGCUACUGUUGGCUUGAGUGUAUGAUGGUGCUAUGGACUAAUUGCAGUUGGAAUGAAUAGGAAGGGGAGUAAAGGUCUAAAUUUAGUGCCACUAUGGCUAAGCACCCUACGGCCAUCCAAACUGUUGCAUAUGGUACUCUCUCAUUCAGCUUUACCACACAUUGCUCAGGUUACGGGUAUAUCGGCCAUUAAGCUUAAACAAAAAUGAAGUUUGACAUACAGAAUUUGACCAACUUCAUUUUUGUUAGUCUCGUACCAUAAUAUAGAUGGAGAUUCCAAUAAAUUUGAAAGGGCUAUGGAAAAGGUUAAAGGUUAAAAACAACUCACCAUCGUAAUUGUAGUACUGAUCCUCAACAUAGAAGAUGUUGUUGUGUCAGGACGUCAUAUAGGAAAUUCCUACAUUAGAAAUGGAGGAAUUUGUCUCAAGAUUACUGCCUUCAUAUAUUUCUGGAUGGGUUUCUCAAAGUGGUGGUGGUGGCGGUGGAUCAUUGUCAUCGGGUGGCAUUGGAGGAUGGUUGAUGAAGUUCCUUCGUGCAUUACAAUUGUGGGACAUGUGGCUUUCAGGUGGACAUAGGUCAAUUCACAGGAAAACCUUACUUGAAGCUUUAGCAGAAGAACUACCGGCAUAUACUAUCUAUUUCUCUCCAAAGUUUAUCUCCAUUGAAACUCAGAUGAAGCGCUGCAAAUCGUCCAAAAUUAUGCUGCAUUUGGAUUAUGGGACUAGCAUUCAUACCAAGGUUCUGAUAGGUUGCGUUGGGGUACACUCAGUUCAGGUCGAGCUGCACUACGCGGGCUAUCUGUAUAUCCUGAAGAGCAUGGUUUGGAACACUUACCGCCACAAUUAAUAGAUUCUGGCAGGUUUGGUGUUGUUCCCAUCAUUGAUAAAAAAAAAGAGAUAACUUGGUAAUUUCUGACUAAUUCUGACCGAUAAUUUCAUUUUUUACUAAUUAUGUUAAUUUCUUCAUGAUAAAGUUGGAUAAUUGUUGUUCAAAC
Messenger RNA from Papaver somniferum (opium poppy), 1508 nucleotides. RefSeq lists its product as uncharacterized. The record is from RefSeq and is a predicted model, not a curated record. Bases 923 to 1360 code for a protein of 145 amino acids. The transcript is spliced from 4 exons. Lineage: Eukaryota; Viridiplantae; Streptophyta; Magnoliopsida; Ranunculales; Papaveraceae.